AUGGCUUUACCCUCAUUGUUUUCUCAUAUUCCACUUCUGAUUGUUCUAUACAGUUCCCUCUUUACGUGUUCAUCUUCUAUUUCUUCGCCUGCGCAUGCUAUUCCCAAAGGCUCAUCGAUAUCUGUUGAUCGCAAAAACGAUAAUCUGGUUUCUCCUAACAGCCUUUUCACUGCGGGAUUUUACGAGGUGGGAAUCAACGCUUAUUGUUUUUCGAUUUGGUUGAUCGAGCCUCAGUCGCAAAACGUGAAUCCCACAGUAGUUUGGAUGGCAAACCGAGACGCGCCAGUAAAUGGAAAGCACUCUAAGCUUUUCCUCCACGACAAUGGUAAUCUUGUUUUACACGAUGCUGACCAGUCUAUUGUUUGGUCAACAGAAACCAAAUCUGCUAGUGAUUCACUCACUUUACAACUUGAAGACACCGGAAAUCUAGUUCUACGCCAGCUAGAUGGAGAUCAAAACCUGCUUUGGCAAAGCUUUGAUCAUCCAACUGAUACGCUUUUACCUGAUCAAGUCUUCACCAAAAACUCUGAGCUGGUUUCUUCAAGAAGUACAUCCAAUUUUUCUUCUGGAUUCUUUAAGCUCUAUUUUCAGACCAACAACGUUCUUAGUCUUCUCUACAAAAAUCCCGAAAUAACGAGUGUUUACUGGCCUAAACCAUAUUCGGUACCUUGGAAAGCCAAGAGAUACACUUAUAAUAACAGUAGAAUUGCGAAACUGAAUUCUCAAGGCCAUUUCAAGUCAUCUGACGAUUUCCAUUUCUUUGUCUCGGAUUUUGGCAUGCGACGCCACAGAAUAAUGAAGCUUGACUCUGAUGGAAAUAUUAGGGUUUAUAGUCUUGUAGAUCAAAAAGAAGGAAAGAAGUGGGAGGUUCAGUGGCAAGCUUUCUCCAAUCCUUGCAAGAUUCAUGGCGUAUGUGGACCAAAUUGUGUGUGUACUUACUCUCAAGAAACUGGUAGGAAAUGUGUCUGUGUACAUGGGUAUACGAAGAAGAAUCAGACCGAUUGGACCAAUGGUUGUGCACCAAAAUUCAAACCUUGCAAACAGGUUUCAGAAGAUUAUGUAGAGCUUCCAUUUUUGAAGUUUUAUGGUUUCGAAAUCAGGUAUCUUGAGAAUAGGACUCUUGACGCUUGCAAACAAGUUUGCUUGAAAGACUGUAACUGCAAAGGGUUCCAAUACAAAUAUUUCACCGAUAAAGGUUACUAUAGUUGUUUCUUGAAGAAUGUGUUAUACAAUGGAUAUCAAUUAGCAUUCAGGAGUUCAAUGUAUAUUAAGCUACCAAAAGAUUUGGUAUCAUCAGUUCAACAAACAUUCGUCAACGGAUCCAGCUUAAGUUGUCCAGAGAAUCAAAUCAUGUCUAUUCAAAGGUCUUAUGAUAGAAAACAUGGAAAUAGUUCUUUGGAAAUCUUGUUAUGGUUUGGGUAUGGAAUCGGACUCCUUGAGUUCGUAUUUGUACUCAUUUUCUUUUGUAUCACUCUCAAAGACUCGUCUACAACAAGUUACUUCCAGAUAGCAUCAGGGAUUAAAAGAUUCACAUUCGCUGAGUUGAAAACCGCAACAAGGAACUUCAAAGAAGAGAUAGGUAAAGGGGGUUCAGGUGUCGUCUACAAAGGAAAACUGUCGGAUGACAGACCCGUAGGAAUAAAGAUGCUCAAGGAAGUUUAUAUUCACCAGGGAGAAGUUGAGUUUCAAGCAGAACUAAGCACAAUUGGGAGGCUCAAUCACAUGAAUCUGAUAGAGACAUUGGGGUAUUGCAUUGAAGGGAAACAUAGGCUUGUGGUUUCUGAGUAUAUGGAGAAUGGGUCGUUGGCAACAUGCCUAAACUCCAACAAACUUGAUUGGGGGAAGAAGCUAGAAAUAGCAAUUGGUAUUGCAAAAGGGCUGGCUUAUUUACACGAAGAGUGCUUGGAAUGGGUUUUGCAUUGUGAUGUCAAACCCUAUAACAUUUUGCUGGAUGCUAAUUAUUGUCCAAAGGUGGCGGAUUUUGGGUUGUCUAAGCUGUUUGAUAGAGGUUCGAUCGAAAAUCCAAGCUUUUCGAAGGUUCGAGGUACACGUGGUUACAUGGCUCCAGAAUGGGUUUUUAAUCUUCCGAUUACCUCAAAGGUUGAUGUCUACAGUUAUGGGGUGGUGGUACUGGAGAUGAUAACUGGAAAGAGCCCAUUGCAACUUGGUGAUGGCAGUCAUGGUGGAGAGCAAACGUUGGUCGAGUGGGUGAGGCAGAAGAUUUAUGAAUAUAUUAGGAGCGAGAAUGGAACUUGGAUUGAGGAAAUUGUUGAUGGUAGGACUAGUGGUGAAUACGAUAUGAGAGUGUUAAUUAAUCUGUUAAAAGUUGCUUUACAAUGUGCUCAAGAAGACAAGGAUGCGAGACCUUCAAUGAGCCACGUGGUCAAUAUCAUUCUCAACCCAAGGGUUGAUGAUUUGUCAAACUUAUUUUAG
This is a messenger RNA of Lactuca saligna, 2433 nucleotides long. The record is from the annotation of a GenBank genome assembly. Lineage: Eukaryota; Viridiplantae; Streptophyta; Magnoliopsida; Asterales; Asteraceae.